AUGCCUGUGACAAAAAUUGCCAUUGAUGGGCUGUGGCACUGCCUUUGCCCUUCUAUAGAAGCGGCUGGGGCUUUGAGAUCUUCUUUUGGCCGCGUACCAUCUCGUCGCGCUCUCUUGAGACGGUCCUCCUCCAUUCCCUUCCCCCGCAAUGCUCCCCACACUCAGCGGCGCUUGUUCAGCAGGACAAUACGCAACCCAGAACAGGCCUCUGCUAGUAGUACUUUCAAUGUCUCAUCAUACGAGCAGAACUCAGUCGAUCAAUCAACAGUUUUAUCUGGGGAGUCUCUUGCUUCUGAAUCGACAGAGCAUCUCUACGAAGUGCUUCGCUCUGCCGCCGCACAAGGACAAUAUGAACGAGUGUUGGAGCUGGUCAAUUACCUCGUGAAGCAUCGGCACGAGGAGCCAAAUCUACGACUUUAUUCUGCACUACUUUUAGCCAACGUGGAUCCAAACCAUGGCAUAGCUACUCGUAUAACAGCAAUACUCGACGAAAUGAGCCGAGAAAGAAUCGGCGCGGACUCGGGUUUCUACCACGCUGCUUUAAAGGUGCUUUCCAUUCAUCCUGAUCAUCUCCUUCGUCAGAGAGUACUGCAGGAAAUGCGCCAGCGUUGGUUCGUCAUUACUGUCGACGGGCGGCACGACAUCGCGGCGGGUCUUUUUCGUGAGCGGCAGAUUGAACUUGCCUUGAACUAUCUCGAUUCAAUGCGACAAGAAGGCAUCAAGGUGCAUGGCUGGCUCUACGAUUUGGCCAUGUAUAUCCUCUGCGAUAUGCAAGAGUUUGACCAAGCUUUGAAAUUCAUCCAGGCACGCGUUGCCGCCAAAGAUAUUGACAUUUCUUCCCAUACGUGGUACUAUCUGCUUGAUACAGCUAGUAGUUACUAUCACUACGACGCCACACAAUACGUCUGGAAAUGGCGUGUUGAGACACUACACAUCAAUCCUCCCUCCGGCGUGUGCAUCAACGCUCUCGCAACCGCAGCACGCCAUGGCGACGCCGAACUUGCCACGGACGUAUUCCGCGUCCUAGGCAACCGCUCUACGCACUUUGAACUACACCACUACGAAGCUUUACUAGAAGCCUACGCUCGAUCCGGGGACCUGGAAACCUCCUUCAAGAUUCUCUGCAUCAUGAAGACAGCCAAAGCCGAGCCCGAAGAAGCCAGCACGCGACCCAUCUUCGAGUACUUGUGCGAACAUCCCCCCGAUGAACUCGAUCAUGCUCUGAACAUUCUGACGGCCCUGCACGCCGAGAGACGCAUCAUCCCAACUCCAGCAUAUAACGUGAUUAUCGAAGCAUACAUCCACCAUGGCGACCUAGCAGGGGCAGUGGAACGGUACAAGCGACUACAUACCCUCUGUGCUGCCGGCCCGUCCACUGCCACGUUUAAUAUCCUCUUGCGCGGAUGCAGAGACGCCGGGCGCAAAGACGUGGCCAUGUUCCUCGCGUCUGAAAUGCUCGCGAUGAAAAUUCGGCCAGAUGCGUUGACGUACGAUCGGCUGAUCCUCGUGUGUCUGAUGCAAAUGGACUUUGAAGACGCGUUCAAGUACUUGCAGGAAAUGAAAAUCCAUGGUUGGAAACCACGCCAGGGCACCCUUGUCGCCGUGGUCAAGAAAUGCGUUGCCGUCUCGGAUCCGCGGGCUUGGUCCUUGCUGGAAGAAAUGGCGGCGACUGGGUUCGACACAGUCUCGUUGGAGAAAUGGGUCACGGCGAAUUGGAUGGAUUAUUCAAGUCCGAAGAAGGGCGCAGUGUCUGGGAAAUGAUUGCACGGGGCGGUGGAAGGGGCUUUCUGCGCCGUUAUAUCAUUGCUCGACGCUGAUUCAUCAUUUCUCCGUACUGGAUUAUCAUUGCCGACACUGGUAUAUACACAUUUUACUUGAAACACGUAUUCUGCAAUAUUCUGCAUUAUUGGGCAGCGCUUGAAGCACGGCUACCUGCUAUCCUCGUAAAGUGAAAUCCAGCGCCAAAAUUCCGACCAAUAUAACCAGCAUAAAAAUGCUCCUAGUGCAGGUGUAAGAUCCUCCCAGACCGCUGGCUUCUCCUUGCCGGCUUGCGUAGGAAUAAGAAGAAGAGGAAAAAAGUUAAUCCAAAAUCAAAAUAAUACAUGAAAGGAAUCGGAAAUCCUAUACAUGAUGAAACUGUUCGAACCUUGUCCGAUUCAAUCGCCGUAAACCACCGCCUUUCCUUGGAGGGUGAGAAGUAUUCAUUCCACAAUAUCCAUCCAGAAAAAUAAUCAUCCGCCAACAAAAAAAGGGCAAGGGG
Messenger RNA from Xylona heveae TC161, 2260 nucleotides. RefSeq lists its product as hypothetical. The transcript is spliced from 3 exons. Gene Ontology annotation, molecular function: protein binding. Bases 1 to 1761 code for a protein of 586 amino acids. Lineage: Eukaryota; Fungi; Ascomycota; Xylonomycetes; Xylonales; Xylonaceae. The record is from RefSeq and is a predicted model, not a curated record.